This is a messenger RNA of Zophobas morio, 2092 nucleotides long. Its product is annotated as sodium-independent sulfate anion transporter-like. Lineage: Eukaryota; Metazoa; Arthropoda; Insecta; Coleoptera; Tenebrionidae. Bases 127 to 2049 code for a protein of 640 amino acids. The record is from RefSeq and is a predicted model, not a curated record. Gene Ontology annotation, biological process: transmembrane transport. The transcript is spliced from 8 exons. Gene Ontology annotation, cellular component: plasma membrane. Gene Ontology annotation, molecular function: sulfate transmembrane transporter activity.
GAUCAUAAAGUCAGCUGACGUGGGUGAAGGUGCUCCCUAUUUUAUAGUGUUUUAACACACUGCAUUGUCGAUUUUGGUAUAUUUGUGAUAAUCCUGUUGAUCUGUAUUGGCUAUCCUACUUUAACUAUGACUUCAAAAUUGCAAAAUGGUACCGGCAACCAUACUACCCACACUUCGGACAUCCUUUCCAAAGAUACACCCAUCGAAGACUUACCCCACAUCAACAGCAGCAACGAAUUCAUCCUAACAAAUCCCAACGAAAACUACAUAGUACCAAUCAAAAAAUGGCUACAACAGACUUUCUCCAAAAAACUACUCCUCAAAAGAAUCCCAAUUUUGAGCUGGUUACCAAACUACGACAAAACUUCCGCAGUUAGCGACUUCAUCGCGGGAAUAACAGUGGGUUUGACCGUAAUUCCUCAAGGUUUAGCGUACUCGAGUAUCGUAGGGGUACCACCUCAAUACGGACUUUAUAGUUCGUUCGUGGGUUGCUUAGUCUACAUCAUUUUCGGAAGUUGCCCUGAAACUGCAAUCGGACCCACGGCAAUGGCAGCAAUGCUCACUGGUGACGCCAUCAAGGGCAAAGGACCGCAGUACGCCACCCUGCUAUGUUUGCUGACAGGAAUCGUGCAAGUGUUGAUGGGUCUUUUUAAGUUUGGUUUCUUAAUCGACUUCAUUUCUGGGCCAGUGUCGUCGGGGUUCAUUUCGGCUUCAGCCAUCGUCAUUCUAACCUCCCAGAUGAAAGAUAUUUUGGGAAUUCAAGCAUCAGGGGACUCCUUUGUAGCCAUUUGGAAAGAAGUUAUCGAAAAUAUUGAAGACACGAAAACAUGGGAUGCGGUUAUGGGUUUUAUUUGUUUAAUCGUGUUACUAAUAAUGAGGGGUAUCGGUAAAUUGAAGAUUGGACCUUCAAACAAGGACGUUCCUCUUAACAGAACACAACAAUUCCUCAACACUACCUUCUGGUUAAUAGGAAUAGCGCGCAGUACCAUCGUUGUGGUUAUUUGUACCUAUAUUAGCUACUACCAGAAUCGGGAAAACGAAAACCCGUUCACUAUCACAGGCUACGUUCCCUCAGGCUUUCCAACCAUCCAACCUCCAUCUCUCCAUUACAUAGAAGUGAAAAACAACACAGUUGUAAAAUACGAAAAUUUCUUUCACAUGGUGACCGAUUUGAGUUGUGGAAUAUUCGCGGUACCGCUGAUUGGGCUUUUGGAAGAUAUUGGGGUUUGUACCGCCUUUGCCAAUGGUAAACCUGUAGAUGCUACCCAAGAAUUUAUAGCUGUAGGUCUGUCCAACGUUGCCAAUUCUUUCGUCCAAGGGUUUCCCGGUACGGGUGCUUUGGCAAGAAGUGCCGUGAACCACUCGAGUGGGGUCAAAACGACAUUCGGUGGUUUCUACACUGGUGCUCUUGUAAUAUCAUCACUUUUUUUCUUCACCCCGUAUUUUUAUUACAUCCCGAAACCAACCCUAGCGGCUAUUAUCAUAGCAGCGUCUAUAUUCAUGGUGGAAUAUAAAGUAGUACGACCGAUGUGGAAGGCUAAAAAAAGUGACUUGGUACCAGGCAUAGCUACGUUUAUUGGUUGUUUGAUUCUACCUUUCCAGUACGGGAUUCUCAUAGGUGUCGGGAUUAACCUAACGUCCAUUAUGUACCACGCAGCAAGACCUAAAAUCUCCAUGGAAAAAUUGAGGAGUUCCGAAGGAGAAAACUAUUUGUUGUUGAAGCCUGAUAGGUGUUUGAUGUUUCCGUCAGUUAACUAUGUUAGACAUUUGGUGACCAAACACUCUCUAAGACAAGGGAUUCCCGUGGUGAUUGACUGUACUUACAUUUAUGGGGCGGACUACACUGCUGCCACCGUUAUCAAAAUUUUAACUGAAGACUUCGCAUCGCGUAAACAACCUUUGUUUUUCUAUAACAUCAAACCCAGUGUGGGUUCUGUGAUUCAUACUUUAGCGACGGAAGAAUUUCAGGUUUACUAUGAUUGUGACGAAUUCGAUGAAAUGUUGAGACGGUGGCGAAUAAAAAGAAACAUGCAGACAGAAGAUUUGUAAAAAGAUGUGCUGUAUGUGUGUUAAUUAAAAAGUUGAAUUUUAA